UAAACAAGUAUCUAUUUUGCUCUUUAAACUGUUGAAGCGUACAAUGAGGUUAUAGCGACGUUAAUAAUGCAAAUUGCCUUUGACGUUUUAAAUAAGUAAUCUCGGAAAACUUCAAGUUUUAUUAUGUCGACGUGUUAAAGUUUCCGGUCGAAUUAGCUCAUAUUUAAUUUGAAUUCUGCACAAAAUAACGUACAUCGGGUGUAGUCUUGCUUCAUAGAUCUUCUUUACAAAAGCAAACAGACUGGGGUUGUCAAGGUCUGCGCCUGUCGUCAAACGAAAUUAAACCUUGUUCGUUAUAUGUUAACCAGGCAGCUUGUGAAAUACAUACAUGUACAUUUAGGCAGGAAUGGACAGUCUGCAGGAACAAUUCUCCGAAUUUGGAACAAAAUUACGACAGACAGAUUUUGUUCUGGAGGAGGGAUACACCUUCAUUAAUCAUGGGUAUAAAGGCGCUGUCCCGAAAACAGUAAUUGCAGCAGAACAAAGAUUCCAAGAUGAGGUGAAGAGACAACCUGCUAAUUCUUUCAGGAGAAAAAAUUUAUCAGCAUGGAUAAACGGUAGGGACUCCGUUGCGGAAUUUCUAAACGCAGAUCCAAAUGACGUUGUCCUGGUUCCAAAUGUAACUUCAGGUAUCAGCUCUAUCUUGAUGUCAAUUCCUUUUGAUACGGGAGACACAAUUCUGGUCACCAACCUGUCAUUUACGUCUACGAAUAACGCAUGCGCACAGCUCUUGCAUCAUCAUAGAGGUGUGAAGACCAAGGUGCUCAACAUUGUCGUUCCCAUCGACAAUUCAGCUCAAGUCGUCAACUUGUUUGAACAGGCGCUGAACAAUGAUUCGAACAUCCGAAUCGCCGUCGUUGAUUAUAUCUCAUGCUCGUGCAGUAUGCUGCUUCCGAUAACAGAAAUUGUACAGCUUUGUCAGAAGCACAACGUUAUAAGCGUCAUUGAUGUGGCGCAUGCUCCUGGACAACUUCCGCUUUGUCUUCACAAAAUGGAAGCUGACUUUUUCACAGGCAGGAAUGGACAGUCUGCAGGAACAAUUCUCCGAAUUUGGAACAAAAUUACGACAGACAGAUUUUGUUCUGGAGGAGGGAUACACCUUCAUUAAUCAUGGGUAUAAAGGCGCUGUCCCGAAAACAGUAAUUGCAGCAGAACAAAGAUUCCAAGAUGAGGUGAAGAGACAACCUGCUAAUUCUUUCAUGAGAAAAAAACUAUCAGCAUGGAUAAACGGUAGGGACUCGGUUGCGGAGUUUCUAAACGCAGAUCCAAAUGACGUUGUCCUUGUUCCAAAUGUAACUUCAGGUAUCAGCUCGAUCUUGAUGUCGAUUCCUUUUGAUACGGGAGACACAAUUCUGGUCACCAACCUGUCAUUUACGUCUACGAAUAACGCAUGCGCACAGCUCUUGCAUCAUCAUAGAGGUGUGAAGACCAAGGUGCUCAACAUUGUCGUUCCCAUCGACAAUUCAGCUCAAGUCGUCAACUUGUUUGAACAGGCGCUGAACAAUGAUUCAAACAUCCGAAUCGCCGUCGUUGAUUAUAUCUCAUGCUCGUGCAGUAUGCUGCUUCCGAUGACAGAAAUUGUACAGCUUUGUCAGAAGCACAACGUUAUAAGUGUCAUUGAUGGGGCGCAUGCUCCUGGACAACUUCCGCUUUGUCUUCACAAAAUGGAAGCUGACUUUUUCACAGGAAAUUGUCACAAAUGGAUGUUUGCGCCAUGGGGAUGUGCCUUUGUGUGGAAGAAUAAGAAGGUUACUUUCCCGCUGAGAUCCCUCACUAGUUCAUCUCCAAAUGACGACCUUGUGUCACAGUUCUGUAUUCAAGGCACUAGGGACGACAGUUGUUACAACUCCCUACCCACCGCUGUAGAAUACAUCAGAUCUAAAGGAGGACUAGAGAGAAUAUCAGAAUACAACACAAGACUUUUACAUAUGGCGUCAGACCAUCUGAUAUCGUUGUGGAAGACGAGUAAGCUACUGAUCCCAUCCUCCAUGGAGCCGCCGUUCCUGAGGUUGAUACGUCUCCCAGAAAUCCCUGGCUUCGGGACCUCCAAGGAAGAUGCUAACUCACUGAUGGACCUCAUGUACGAAAACUACCAUAUUGACGUCUCUAUGAAGUCCGUGAACAACCAGCUGUACGUCCGUUUGUCUGUCCAGAUCUACAACUGUCUUGAGGAUUACAUGACAUUGGGGGAAGUGGUGAUGUCGAUGGCUGGGAGGGAAACAACAGAUAUCUGAAUAUUGACAAUAUCGACAAGUAUAAUUAAGUUGAUAAUUGAAUAAUUUUAAUACUCAGAUAAACAUACAGGGAAGCAACAUACCUACUCUACUACAAUAGUGUAAGAAUAAAAGUAACAUGUAACGCCGUUUCAACUGGCUAGAAAUCAUUUGCUUUUACUCAGUAAUUGGGAAUAUUUUAUACUCAUAUCCGUAUAUUUAGGAGACUUUAAAGCUCCUUUUGAUUGAUCGGACUUGUAAGUGGCAAUAUACAUUUACUCUGUCCAUUGAUAUACCAAUUUGUAUGUUCAUUCGACAAAAUGACAAACGACAACGAAAACAUCAUCUUUCAUGUACAAAAUCUGUUUUCCAAUCAAUCAUGUCGGAAUAAAAUAUCAUAUCGA
Molecule: messenger RNA, 2617 nt
Organism: Mizuhopecten yessoensis (Yesso scallop)
Lineage: Eukaryota; Metazoa; Mollusca; Bivalvia; Pectinida; Pectinidae
Product: hercynylcysteine sulfoxide lyase-like
Exons: 13
Coding region: 948-2234 (428 amino acids)
Source: RefSeq, a predicted model, not a curated record